Molecule: messenger RNA, 960 nt
Organism: Closterium sp. NIES-65
Lineage: Eukaryota; Viridiplantae; Streptophyta; Zygnematophyceae; Desmidiales; Closteriaceae
Source: the annotation of a GenBank genome assembly
AUGGCAGCUGUCCGAUCUAGAUCGAGUGAUGACGAUCCCUCUCCAGUGAUUCCGCGAUUCUCUCCGCUACGUGAUCCGGGGCUACUGCUGCCGCCCGUCGCUUCUGAACUCCCAUUGGAGGAUCAUCAUCAAUCUCAUACUGAUGCCGCCACUGCCGCAAGUGCUCCCAGUGGCGUAAGUGGCGCUGUUCUCUCGCCCGCGCAUCGUUCCUUAGGGGAACACUGCCGCGGAGGCAACCUUCUGCAAUCGCCCCUAAGCGGAAAAUUUCGGCGGAGACAGGCGGGAAGCCCCUUACCUCGACAUAAGCCCCCUGGCGCGCACGAGGAUUUUCUCCGCGCCGAUUCUCCGCCUGCCGCGGGGAGUCCCCUGAGCCGCGCAGUUCACGCGCACAGCCACCUGGCGCGCACGAGGAUCUCGUCCUCGCGCGCGCAAAGCCCGCGCAUCUUCCCCGGGAGUCCCCGCGCCACUGUCCCCUUCAAGGCAGCGCACCACCACCACGCGCGGAGUGCGCAUCCCGCGCACGUCCUCCUCGUGCCCGACAACCCGCUCCUGGCGGAGAUUUUUUCCCCGCAUUCUGCCGCGGCGGGGCCCUGGGCGCGCGCACUCGCGGAGUCUUCACGCGAAAGCGUCACCCCUAGGGAUACCGCGCGGCCGCUUCCUGCGGACUUCUCCGCCGCCCGCAUUCCGGGGGAGGCUCCGCCGUCGCUGGCGUGCGACAUUCCGCCCACGUUCUGGGAACUCCCGCGAGCGCGAGACGACGCUCCGCCGAAAAGCAUUGGCGUGUUCGCGCGACUCCGGGAGUUCUUCGCCGCUGGCGCAGCUUCGGGCGGCGGAGCGUGGGCAGCGGAAGCAGCAGACGUCACAGCUGGUGCCACGUGGACGCAGAUACGAGCAGCGCGAGUGGGAGCACGAAUGGCUCUAGCAGGAGGAAGGGUGAAUCUAGUGGGAACACGGGCAUAA